This is a messenger RNA of Loa loa (African eye worm), 2613 nucleotides long. RefSeq lists its product as hypothetical. The record is from RefSeq and is a predicted model, not a curated record. Bases 1 to 2019 code for a protein of 672 amino acids. NCBI's taxonomy places the organism in Eukaryota, Metazoa, Nematoda, Chromadorea, Rhabditida, Onchocercidae. The transcript has 12 exons. Gene Ontology annotation, molecular function: nucleic acid binding.
AUGUGGUGUAACGAAUUAACAGGUCGCAAACCGUCUUGUACGGCUAUAUGCGGGGUUUCGCGAAGAGGAGCGAGCAUGACUAAUUAUGGUUCAUUCGCUCAAGGAGAUGGAUUUUUCACCGAUGAACGGAGCAGGAUUGAUGAGGAAGACUUCGCGUCAACCGGGCAGCAGCUUCCUUCUAGCAACGCCGUGAAGCAACUGCCUGCUACAAGCUUUGGGCAAAAUUUUCCACCUUGUACCAGCCAAAAUAUCGGAAAUCUGCAGCUUCCAAACGAAGAUAUUUGCGCACCAGAUCUUGAAGACGUUAGGCGAGCCGCAAAACGCUUCAUUGAAACAACUAUUAGUAAUACAUAUGGCUUACAAGAGCAAUUUGUGGAAAAGUGGGACAUCUAUAGUGGUGAUGUUGAAGAUGCCGAAUUUGCUCAUGUUUUGGACAACCUGCCGACCUCCUACGAUGAUUUCGAAUCAAAAGAACUACAUCUUAAAUUAGAACGCAAUUUGUCAAGUCCAUUAAUGACUUGUCAAAGUCCUAAUGCAGAUUCUGGGCGUGUUUCUGCUGGUUCAAGUUUGACAAAAUCUUCUAACAUGUAUCUUUGUGAUGCUGGAAGUAACCCACCGGAUGCAGAUGACCUUGAAGUUGCGAUGAUCAAUCAAUCGUUCGAGGAACAACAAAAGCAAACUAAGCUGUAUGCCAGUCCCGGUUUAAAAGAUCUGUUCUAUUCACAGCCAAAUACUACUGAGGAUCGCGUUGCAGUCAAAAAUUUUGACAAGGAAGCAAUUAAUACUGCAAAACACUCACUGCUAAUUGCCUCAGAUACUCACAAAAAUAAUUGCAGUGAGGGACCACUCUUUCCUACGGAUUUACUGCUUACCGGUGUAUCUACAAAUUCAAUCAUUUCCAAAGAAUCACUGACAGGUGGUUCACCAUGGAGUGUCUGCAAAGAAAAAUUUGCAAAAACAGAGCUUGGAACACUGGCAGCGAUUAAGUCAUCCGAUAUUCAGGAAGUUGCAAGCAAUUCGAUAUCACCCAAAGCUAACACUGGAUUCGGUUCAGCUUCGCAAGAGGCAUUUGGAAGUUCACUUGUUGCAAUGAAAACCAUGUCAGCUUCGAUGGGAUCUCAGCAUGUGAAAGGACCUCAGGAUACUUCUUCAACAUCUGUAGCAGAUGACAGUAUGGAUGCUACUGAAGCUCUAGCUGUAGAUGUAGUCGAAAGUCUUUUCGAUAGAAGUGCGCUGGCGGAAACUUCAUGUACUACAGAUUUUGAUAAUCAGGAUCUGGUAAAAUGCAAUAAUGAAAAUGAUGUGCUGAAAUCAGGCAGUAGUGAGCUAAUUUCUUUGACAGAAUUAAUGGAUGGUAAAAAAAAGCAAAAAUCGGUAGGUGAAGAAAAAAGAAAAGAUGAAGCCGUGGUAUCCAGCAGCGGUGCAGUCGAUUCAUGGGAGGAACUUGAUAACGAUGACUACAGCUUUAAACUUGUUAAUGAGAUCGAAAUAGCGAUGUGUAAGGUAAAGAUUCGGAAGCCGAAGAUCAAUUACUUCACUGGACCUCCUGUUGAUCCCUGGGAUGAUAAUUUACUGCCACACGUUUUAGAAGCCUUCAACCUUCCUGUUAGAUUUACCGAAGACGAUGUAAAGCAAGAAUUGGCCAAACAUGAUUGCGCUGACGUAGCUAUUCAUCCUGUUGAUGACACGCACUGUUUGGUCGUAUUUGCCUCUAAAAAUGCCGCACUGCAAGCGAUGAUUGCUGUUCGACAGCGACAGAGUAUUGCUAAGGUGCGACUUCGUUCGUUGUGUGAUGCAACCAGGGCUACGCAGGAGAAGGCUCGCAAAUAUGAAGCACUCCUUCGCCCUCAUAAACAGCGUCCUCAAACGACACCUCUUGUUGCUCGCCGUCUCGUCGAGGGCGCUCUUGGCAAACGCUCAAAUGUUUCGGCGCAGCAGAUCAGCAAUGAAAGAAAACAGCUGAAAGAUGCGAAAGAUUUGAAACAAGCCAAAGCAGCAAUUUGGGAAGAUGGUCCAUAAAAAUGUUUGGAGCGUGUCAUUUGUUUAUUUUCUUUGGGCGAAUCGAAAAAAAAGUGCAAUUGCAGCUUAUAAAAGCAUUGUAGCUUGUUAAAAAUUGGUAACUGGUACAGCUUGCUUUUUUUUGAAUGCUGUAAGAAGUCAUAAUCAGUUUGUCUAGCUUUUCUUCCUGUUCAGCAGUUUGUCUUUUUCAUUUCCUAGUAUUUGUUUUCAUGUCGUAGUUAACAUUUUCCCAACUACAUUUCGUAUUCUUUUGAAUGUUUUCAUGACGUCACAUCCCUUUCACAUUAUUACAUACUUAUCUCGCAAAACAAACGUUUUUAUCGUGCUAUUUGCAGAUGUUAUGUCAUUAUCUUUUUGUGAACAUGGUUAUCAGUAUCACUUCGUUUUUUCUGUUUUGGAAAUUAGCACUACCCUUUUUUUUACCAUCUCCUUUGAAAAGAAAGAUUCACAUCUGUAUGUUUUUUAUUUUUGCUACGAUUGCUUUUAUAUUAUUGCACUUUUCAUAGGUUUCUGUUGAUACGUACCUUUUGGCUGAUCCUAAAAAGAAGGGUUUUGUUGUGAAAAAAGAUAUUAACAAGUCUUACAUUCGCCAAG